AUGUCGCUAUCCAUCCCUGGGCCCUCUCAGCAGGGCCUCUUCAAGCAGGGGUACCAAACCCACGACGCUGAGGAUGGAGCUGUUAUCCGCAACAUCGAGGCCUGCCAGGCCAUCUCCGGCACCGUUCAGACUUCCCUGGGCCCCUACGGCCGCAACAAGAUCGUCAUCAACCACCUGCAGAAGAUGAUUCUGACCUCCGACGCUGCGACCAUUCUCCGUGAAUUGGAUGUUGUGCACCCCGCUGCUAAGCUGCUGGUUAUGGCCAGUCAGCAACAGGAUGCCGAGAUGGGUGAUGGCACAAACCUGGUCAUCGUUCUGGCCGGGGAGUUGCUGAAGAAGGCAGAGGAGCUUAUUCGUUUGGGAUUGAAGACCAGUGAUAUUACCUCAGGCUACGAGAAGGCACAAAACUUCGCUCUGAAGACCCUAGAGGAUCUCGAGGUUGACCGACUCAAGGAGAUGCGUUCCACUACCGAGCUCACCAAGGCCCUUCGGACGGUCAUUGCUAGCAAGCAGUCUGGCGUUGAGGAUACUUUGGCGGAACUGGUCGCGGAGGCUGUCCUUGCCAUUAUGGGUGGUAGCUUGGAGCAAUCCAAGGUGGUGAAGGGUAUGGUCUUCGGACGUGAGCCAGAUGGAAUUAUCAAGCAGGCUCGCAAGGCCAAGGUCGGCGUGUUCAGCUGCCCAAUUGAUAUCUCGCAGACCGAGACCAAGGGUACCGUUCUGCUGAAGAAUGCCCAGGAGAUGGUGGACUUCACCAAGGACGAGGAGUUGCGCCUGGAGGCCGCUAUCAAGGAGCUUUAUGACUCCGGUCUCCGCGUUCUCGUUGCUGGUUCUACCGUCGGCGACCUCGCCAUGCACUACCUCAACCGCUUUAACAUCCUGGUUAUCAAGAUUCUUUCCAAGUUCGAGCUCCGCCGUCUGUGCCGCGUUACCACCGAGAUCGGUGGUGACCGUGUCACCGUUUUCCGUCAAGAAGAUGCCAACUCCGCCACCCGCACAUCCACAAUCGUCCUGCGCGGUGCCACCCAGAACCACCUGGACGAUGUCGAGCGUGCCAUCGAUGACGGCGUGAACGUCGUCAAGGCCAUCACCAAGGACCCCCGUCUUGUCCCCGGUGCCGGCGCCACCGAGAUUCAGCUCCACGCCAUUCGCAAGUUCGCCGAGGCCUUCGAGGUCGUUCCCCGUACCCUUGCCGACUCCGCCGGUCUCGAUGCCACCGAGGUUCUCUCCCGUCUGUACACCGCACACCACCGCACCAACACGGAUGCCCAGUCCGAAGGUGCAGAGGAGGGCAGCUCAUCCGAGGAGGAGGAGCCCUACUGGACUACCGGUGUGGACCUGGAGGUCGGAUCCGGCGGUGACGGUACUCUCGAUACUGUUGACGAGGGUAUCCUCGACUUGAUGGCGUCCAAGAGCUGGGCCAUUCGCCUUGCCAGUGAGGCUGCCCGCACUGUUCUCAGCGUUGAUCAGAUCAUCGUUGCUAGACAGGCUGGUGGACCGAAACCCCCAGGCCCCAACGCUAACUGGGAUGAGGAUUAA
This is a messenger RNA of Penicillium waksmanii, 1536 nucleotides long. RefSeq names its product chaperonin-containing T-complex subunit CCT8. Gene Ontology annotation, molecular function: ATP hydrolysis activity; ATP binding; ATP-dependent protein folding chaperone. NCBI's taxonomy places the organism in Eukaryota, Fungi, Ascomycota, Eurotiomycetes, Eurotiales, Aspergillaceae. Bases 1 to 1536 code for a protein of 511 amino acids. The record is from RefSeq and is a predicted model, not a curated record. The transcript has 6 exons. Gene Ontology annotation, cellular component: chaperonin-containing T-complex. Gene Ontology annotation, biological process: protein folding.